This is a messenger RNA of Mauremys mutica (yellowpond turtle), 6332 nucleotides long. RefSeq names its product zinc finger protein 345-like. The transcript is spliced from 4 exons. The record is from RefSeq and is a predicted model, not a curated record. NCBI's taxonomy places the organism in Eukaryota, Metazoa, Chordata, Testudines, Geoemydidae. The coding region runs from base 2130 to 4160 and encodes 676 amino acids. Gene Ontology annotation, biological process: regulation of transcription by RNA polymerase II. Gene Ontology annotation, molecular function: DNA-binding transcription factor activity; RNA polymerase II cis-regulatory region sequence-specific DNA binding.
AGCAGGUUUCACUUGACCCAUCCCUAUGGAUCCCACCCAAGUGAUGCCUGAUCCCCUGAGGAUCUGCUCCUCGCAGCUCUCUGGAUCCUCCCCCACUCUGGGUUCUGCCGGGGUCUGCUCCCCUGGGGCUGGUCUCCUCCUGCUAAUAUUUGAACCUCGGUGAGAGCCCCGUUGUGCCGAGAGGAUGCCCUUGGGGGUGAAGGGUCUCAAGGCAGCAGCUGACUGUGUGUGUGGGGGCCGGGGGGGAUGGGAGGAUGGGGACUAUUCAUUCUAUUUGGAUUUUAUUUUAUUUUUAAAUACUAUGUUUGGUUAUGUGGGAAAUAAAAAUUGGAGAGUCCCACUGGGGCCAGAUCCUCCAGCCUGGGAGUGUCUGUAUCGGUGCUUGGGGAGGGGAAUGGUGGAGGACCCCAAACACGGGGCUGUGGAUCACACAGGAGGCUUUUACGGUACAUUUACGAAAGUUUGUCUGGCUCUAUUAUCCGUAAAUCCAUGGUGUUGGUAUUAAUUACAUUGCUUUCCUUUAUUAAUGGAGUCCCCCAUCAGCUGAUCUAUUCUCUUCAGUGGGAUUGAGGUUAGGCUGACAGGCCUAUGAUUAUCCAGGUCAUCUUGUUUACCCUUUUAAAAUAUUGGCAAAACUUGUGUGUGUGGUCAGCCAGGGCACUGCCAGGCGGCAGCUCGCAGCUUUCAGGCUCCGGGGGAAUGGGAAAGGGGUGUCCCCUUUUCUAACCUGUCACCCAGCACUGGAGAGUUAAGAGCUGCUGAGCUGAGAUGGAAGGGUUGUCCCAUGACCCCAGAGCCUUCAUCCACCCAGUGAAAUUUAAGGGGAAUGCUGCAUCCCGUCACCCUCUUUGCUGCCAUGAUGGCUGAGAGGGGCUGGGGUGGAGACCCUGUCCUGGGGCUGGGGCUGCUUCAUUCAUGUGGCCCUGCUCCCCUCCCAGAGCUGGGGAUAGAGUCAUAAAAACGUAGAACUGGAAGGGACUUUGGUAGCUCAUCCAGUCCCAUGCACUGAGGCACUUCAGGUAUUAUCUAGACCGUUCCAGACAGGUGUGUGUCCAGCUUAUUCUUAAAACUCUCCAAUGACCGAGAUUCCACACGCUCCCUUGGUAACCUGUUCCCGUGCUUAACUACCCUGACAGGAUGCUUUUCCUAAUAUCUAACCUCAGUCUCCCUUGCUGCAGUGUAAGCCCAUUAAUCUUGUCCUGUCCUUAGUGUGUAAGGACAACAAUUUGUCACCCUUCUCUUUGUAACAACCUCUUACAUACUUGAAGACAGUUGUCAUGGCUCCCUUCAGUCUUCUCUUCUCCAGAAAAACUCCGUUUUUUCAGUUGUUUUCUAGACCUUUAAUCAUUUUUGUUGCUGUCUGUGUAGGUGAAGUCCCUCAUCACCGCUAAGGUCUGGUCUCCACUACAGACUUCUAGCGGUAUAACUUCAUCGCUCAGGGGUGUGAAAAAGCCACACCUGUGAGCCACACAGUUACACCAACCUAACCUGCCGUCUGCACAGCGCUAUGGCAGCAGGAGAGCUUCUUCCGUCAACAUAGUUACCACCUUUUGGGGAGGUAGAAUUACUAUGCCGAAGGAAGAGCUCUUUCCUGUCAUCUUAGAGCGUCUUCAAGUGCUACACUGGUGCAGCAUUUUAAGUGGAUGUUUGCCCUGAGGCUUGUGUUUGGGAUGAUUUUGUUAGUUGUUUAAAAAAAGCCUCAUCCACCUCUUGAUGGUCCCUCGUAGACCCCUACCAUGACCUUACCCGUAUAUUUUCCUUUUAUCCUUUCUCAGAGCCUUUCAGCAGUCUGCCUCCCUUCUCUUUCAAUCCCAAUGUAAGUGUAUACGUCUUGGAUAGUCAAGACAACACCUCCUCCCUUUGUCCCCUACCUGUCCUUCCUGAACAAGCUGGCCCCAUCUAUACCGCUAUUCCAGUCAUGUCAAUUGUCCCACCAAGUCACUGUGAUGUCAGUGGUGGCCUAAGUGUGAUUAUUCACUAAUAGUUUUAGUUCUUCCUGUUUAUUCUCCAUACUUCUAGCAUUAGUAUACAGCCAUCCAGGAACCCAGGAGUCUCGGCUCCCAGCCCCCCUGAUCUAAGCCACUAGACCCAGAGCCGAGGCGUCCUUGAGCAACAGAAGCUCGCUCCACAUGACUGGGAUCAUGCCUGGCCCUGCACCAGGGUUCCCCGACCCGGCCAGGAUCUCCCGGCUAGAGCGAGGGGAAGAGCCCAGGGUCCCGGAUCUCCAGGGCUCCGAGGAAAGGGAGAUCCCGAGAGGUGCCCGCGCAGCAUGCGCCAGGACGGAGGAGAAUCCCCAGCGGGAAGGGCCUGCAGGAACGGAGUCUUACGGCAGCCCCAAGCAGGGGGAGGGCCGGCCCGACUGGGAGACAGUGUGCGAGAGCCCCUUGCAGGAGAUCCUGGUGCACCAGCGCACCCACAUGGGUGAGAAGCCCUACAAAUGCCCCGAGUGCGGGAAGAGCUUCCACCAGAGCUCCCACCUCAUCCGGCACCAGCGCAUCCACACCGGGGAGCGCCCCUACAAAUGCGGCGAGUGCGGCAAGGCCUUCAGCCAGAGCUCGCUGCUGACCCGCCACCAGCGCACCCACACCGGGGAGAGACCCUACAAAUGCACCGACUGCGGGAAGAGCUUCAGCCGCGGCUCCAACCUCAGCCAGCACCAGCGCAUCCACACCGGGGAGCGCCCCUACAAAUGCACCGAGUGCGGGAAGAGCUUCACGCUCAGCUCCCACCUGAUCCGCCACCAGCGCACGCACACGGGCGAGCGGCCCUACAAAUGCGGCGAGUGCGGCAAGGCCUUCGCCGAGAGCUCCCACCUGCGCCAGCACCGCCGCACCCACCGCUGCGAGCCGCCCUACAAGUGCCCCGACUGCGGGCGCGCCUUCGCCCUGAGCCUGGACUUUGUGCAGCACGUGCGGGAGCACACGGAGCGCCGCCCCUACCGCUGCGGGGCCUGCGGACGUUGCUUCCCCCUCAGCUCGGCCCUCUCGCAGCACCGCAAGAGCCACCACCGCCCCCCGGCCGCCCCCAAGGCCCACCCGUGCGGGGUGUGCGGGAAGGUGUUCGGGAAGAGUUCGCAUCUGGUGACCCACCGGCGGGUGCACACGGGCGAGAAGCCCUUCGCCUGUGCGGAGUGCGGGCGCGGCUUCAGUCAGAGCGCCGACCUGGCGAAGCACCGGCGCACCCACACCGGCGAGCGGCCCUACCGCUGCCCCGAGUGCGGCAAGAGCUUCAGCGUCUCCUCCACCCUGGUCAAGCACCAGCGCAGCCACAAGGGGGAGCGGCCCUACCCCUGCCCUGAGUGUGGCAAGUGCUUCAGCCAGAGCUCCAACCUCAUGCAGCACCAGCGCAGCCACCGCGGGCACCGGCCCUACCACUGCACCGAGUGCGGCAAGGCCUUCGCCCAGAGCUCGGCCCUCCUGCAGCACCACCGCACCCACACCGGUGAGAAGCCCUUCGCCUGCCUUCAGUGUGGCAAAGCCUUCAGCCUCAGCUCCAACCUGCGGCAGCACCGGCGCACCCACACGGGCGAAAAGCCCUACAAGUGCGGGGAGUGCGGGAAGAGCUUCUACCAGAGCUCCAACCUGGCGCAGCACUGGCGCACCCACACCGAGGAGAAACCCUACAGCUGCCCUGACUGUGGGCGCGGCUUCCGCCACAACGCCCACCUGGCGCAGCACCGGCGCACCCACACCGGCGAACGCCCCUUCCCCUGUGCCCAGUGCGGCAAGACCUUCAGCCAGCGCUCCAACCUGCUGCAGCACCGGCGCACCCACACCGGCGAGCGCCCCUUUGUCUGCACCCACUGCGGGAAGGGCUUCGGUGACAGCUCCAACCUGCUGCAGCACCUGCGCACCCACACGCCGGAGAGACCCUAUCAGUGCCCCGAGUGCGGGCGCAGCUUCCGCCACGGCAAGCACCUGACCCAGCACCGCUCCCUGCACACGGGCCAGAAAUCCCACUGCUGCCCUGACUGCGGGAAGGGCUUCAACUGGAGCUCCCACCUCGCCCAGCACCGGCGCAUCCACACCGGGGAGCGGCCCUACCAGUGCCCCCAGUGCGGGAAGGCGUUCACCCAGAGAUCCAACCUGCUGCAGCACCAGGCCCUCCAUCGCCCUGCCCAGGACCUGGCUGAGCAGCUGCAGAUGAGCCCUGUGGCUUAGGAACGGCUGGGGUCAGAGGUCAUGCCAGAGAGGAGGGAGACCCCCCUCCCAGCAUGGGAUACCUGGGGUUAAAGGUUUGACAAUGUCUGACACCUAGGACUCCCCCACAGCAUGGACACGCCAACUAGACCCCACUCGGACGUGCUGCCAGGGAAUGGGGGGGUGAAUUAAACAGGCUCCCAGAGGGGAGUUAUUUGCUGGAGUGGGGAGCUGGGGACUUUAUUAAUAAAGGGUGUAAAGUAAGAGUGUGUGUGCAGCACUGCCCCCUGCUGGAGGGAAUUGGUUGUGUGUGUGUGCAGCACUGCCCUCUACUGGAGGGAAUCAGUCCUGUGUGUGCAGCACUGCUCCUUGCUGGAGGGAUGUGGGGCUUUCUGGAUGUGGGGCUGUGUGUGUGUGUGUGUGCGUGUGCGUGUGUGUGCGCGCACGCAGGCAUAACACUGCCCCCUGCUGGAGAGAAGCAGUCAUGUGUGCACACAUGCACAGCGCUGCCCCCUGCUGGAGGGAUUUGGGGCUUUGUGUGUGUAUCCCUGCUGCCCCCUAGUGGAGUAAAUGAGCCCAGGUACCUGUGUGAUUCUGUAUGUGGGAAUAUAAGACACUUUCCCCCCCAUCACAAACCCCUUCCUAUCAACCCACGUGAAAUCCAGAUGGUAAGAAAAACAGUUUUUGUCCCAGAGGGAACACGAGCCUCAAGGCAAGGAAGAGAGCCCUCUCUGCACUCUGUGGCGCAGCCCUCCCAGAGCCAGGGCACCCGUCCCUUGCUCUAAUCCACUAGCCCCCAGUCUCCUCCCAGGGCCAGGGACUGACCUGGGGGUGCUGGGAGCCAUUGAACCAAACUAAACCCUGUAUAUGAUGGAAAUCACUUCAAGUCAGCCCACACGCCCCUAGUUCCAGCACUCUCAGCCCAGCUCUCCCCCAGGGUGUGACAGACAGGCGUUCAGAGCAGCUGCAUGGCUCUGACAGAGCCACUGUGAUUUCACACAGUGGAGGGCCCCUGUUUGGGGGAUCCCCCAUGGAGACAUCUCACUCCAAUUGCAGGGCGGGCCAGAGAGAUGCAAAUCCUUCCCCUCCACCUGGUAAGCUCCCAGAGUCAUUUCAGACCUGGUCUGUUCUUCAGUGUAAAUGUGAUAAUGCCUGGGAAUUGUCCCCUUGCCUGAAAUCAGUCACCCUGAGCACUGGCUUUCCUCAUUUGCUCCACGUGCAGCACCUGGCACAACGGGGGCUCGAUAUCUGGGUCUGUACAGUGCCUGGCACAAUGGCAGCUCCAAUCUUGGUCAGGGCCUGACUGAAGUGGGGGAAGAGGUGAGGGUUGGGACCCAGCUGGGGGGGCUUGUUGGAGCGGGAGGUGAGGGAGCCGGCAGGGUGUCCGGUGCAGGCUACAUAAGUAGCAAAGCACACGCCCCUCUACCUGAUAGUGAUUAAAGAAUCCUCUCUGCCCCGUGUCGGGGGCUGCCAGCUGUUCCCUGUGGGCUGGCACCUGUUCUCUGAUAUGUGGCACACUCCCCUCUGGCGGCUGGCCUGUGUAGUGGAUAACAGCCCACUGAUGCUACCAGCAAAGGGGUGACUCCUUUCAGAGCUCAGGGCUGAUGGGCAUGGGCAGUAGUCAAGAGAGAAUAACAACCUGCUACUGCUGCUUGGCUCAAACAGGAGAGAGCCGAGUUAGGCUGUCCUCCCAAAGGCUUUGAAUUCAUUAGUGCUGGCGACUGCGGUACAUGGACGAUAACAGUUUACUAUGGCAGCCUGCAGGUGGCAUUACUGCACUCAAGUGGCAGCAUGUUGUGAUGUAGAAGGGAAGGCCAUGGGUUUGAAUCCCAGUCAGGGCUGUUCUGCUGUGUGCUGCCUGCCCUUGUUGAUGUUAGGGGGUGCUCAGUGCUGCUUCAAAUGGGGUUCUAGGCACCCCUGAGUAGCAGCCAUGCUGGCCUCAGGCUGUUGGGGCAGGUUUGUAGAGCUCUGAGCCUGGCCACCUGCACAUCCUGGAGGCCCAGCAUCCUGGCUGUCUGCUGGGGAGGGAGGUAGCUCUUUCUCUAUCCCCAUACACCCCCUGUAUCUAUCUCUAGCCCCAUGCACUACCUCCGCUAUCCUCAUACCCCCAAUCCAUAAGAACAGCCAUACUGAGUCACACCAAAGGUCCAUCUAGCCCUGUGUCCUAUCUUCCGCCAGUGCCAGGUGCCCCAG